AGGAACACAGUGAGAAGCAGAAAGGGAUGGGUAAUAACAUGGCAACCUACACCAAGUAUAAAAGUUUCUUUCUCUUUAUCAGAAAGUACAAGGUGACCGAGCUGGUUCCACCUAUGGACCUCAAGGAGGUGUUUUCCAAGUUCACCGGAGGAGGGUCCCACAUGUCAACGGAGCAGCUCCACCGGUUCCUGGUGGAGCACCAAGGCGAGGUGGACUGCACCUUAUCGGAUUCAGAGAAAAUUGUUGAGAAAGUUUUGCAAAUGAGAAGGCCGCCACAGGAAAUUGUUAAUGUUGGUCAAAGUAGAGAACAUGAAAUCACCCUUGAUGAUAUCUUCCGUUUUUUGCUUCUCGAUGAUUUCAAUGGUCCCUUGAAAGCUGAGGUACAUCAUGAUAUGAGUGCUCCAUUGUCACAUUAUUUCAUAUAUACUGGGCAUAACUCCUAUCUGACUGGGAAUCAACUGAGCAGUGAUUGCAGCGAAGAACCAAUCAUAAAGGCUUUGCAACGAGGCGUGCGUGUUAUUGAACUUGAUUUAUGGCCAACUUCUAAUAAAGAUGAUAUUAAAGUAGAUCAUGGAUGGACUCUCACCCAGCCUGUCUCACCUAUCAAAUGUCUUGAGUCUAUAAAGAAAUAUGGUUUUGGUGCAUCUCAGUAUCCAGUGAUCAUAACUAUAGAAGAUCAUCUUACAAGAGAUCUUCGAGCUAAAUUUGCAGAAAUGGCUACUAAAAUAUUUGGAGAUAUGCUUUAUUAUCCUCAAUCAGAUUGUUUAACAGAAUUCCCUUCACCUGAAUCAUUGAAAUAUCGGGUUGUUAUAUCAACCAAACCCCCAAAAGAAUGUUUUGAGUCCAAUGGUAUCAAGGAUAACUCCGUUUGUCCUAUGCGGAAUGGAAGUGAAUCAUCUGAAGAAGAAUCAUGGGAAAAGGAAUCGCCAGACCCCAGGACUGAAGUGGAGACUGCGGGCAAGGUGAGACAGAGAUAUAACGGAAGCGAUAGUGACGAGGGAGACAUAACUUCAUGUGACUGUGAUCACAAAUCAUAUCAGGAACGUUCACCUGAAUACAAACACAUAAUUACAAUCCAUAAUAAGAAAUUCAAGGGUAGCCUGAAGGAUAAAUUGAAAACUGAAGGUGAACUUAGACGCCUAAGUUGGAGUGAGAAGACCCUUGAAAGGGCUUCAGAAUCUCAUGGAACAGACAUUGUUAGGUUCACACAGAAAAAUAUCCUUAGGGUAUACCCAAGGGCAAUGCGUGUCAAAUCCACAAAUUUCAAGCCACAUAUUGGAUGGAUGUACGGGGCUCAGAUGGUUGCAUUCAAUAUGCAGGGGCAUGGGAAACCUCUCUGGUUGAUGCAGGGGAUGUUCAGGGCAAAUGGAGGAUGUGGUUAUGUUAAAAAGCCUCAAACUCUAAUGCAAAAACAGCAAUGCGACAAUGAGUUUGAUCCUACAAGGAUACUACCAGAGAAGAAAAUAUUAAAGGUAAAAGUAUACAUGGGGCAUGGCUGGAACUUAGACUUCAGUCCUACACACUUCGAUAUGUGCUCUCCGCCAGACUUUUACACAAAGGUCUGUAUUGUUGGAAUGCCUGCUGAUUGUGCAAAGAAGAAAACAAAGGUGAUCAUGGACAACUGGUUUCCUGUUUGGGAUGAAGAGUUUGAAUUCCCUUUGACUGUUCCAGAGCUUGCUUUGCUUCGGAUACAAGUAAAGGACAAAGAUCAGGGAAAGGAUGACUUUGCUGGGCAAACGUGUUUGCCAGUGUCAGAGCUUAAACUUGGAUUUCGUUCAGUCCCUUUGUAUAACGAAAAAGGAGAGAAAUUUAAAUCUGUAAAGCUUUUAAUGCGGUUUCGGUUUGAAUGAAUUGUAGAGAUAAUUCAUCUAGGAUAUACGUCCCUCGUGUUUAUAAUGAUAAAUUUUAGUAGUAGUUUAGGGCUAAUAGGACUUUGAAACACUAAUAGGACUUUGCAGCCUUACAUGAUAUCUUCAACUCUAAACAUC
This is a messenger RNA of Gastrolobium bilobum, 1988 nucleotides long. RefSeq names its product phosphoinositide phospholipase C 6-like. Bases 27 to 1850 code for a protein of 607 amino acids. NCBI's taxonomy places the organism in Eukaryota, Viridiplantae, Streptophyta, Magnoliopsida, Fabales, Fabaceae. The transcript has 9 exons. Gene Ontology annotation, molecular function: phosphatidylinositol-4,5-bisphosphate phospholipase C activity. Gene Ontology annotation, biological process: phosphatidylinositol-mediated signaling; lipid metabolic process. The record is from RefSeq and is a predicted model, not a curated record.